Anas platyrhynchos (mallard) is the source of this 1355-nucleotide messenger RNA. Lineage: Eukaryota; Metazoa; Chordata; Aves; Anseriformes; Anatidae. The record is from RefSeq and is a predicted model, not a curated record.
GUGCCCCCCCCCCCCCCCCCCCGGGACAAGUGCCCCCCCCUUCCCCCCCCCAGGACAAGUAGGCCCCCCCAUCCCCUUUGCCCCCCCCCCGCUGGGUGAUGGCGGGGGGGUCCCCGUCGCGCCCCUGGGGUGUGGGCGGUGGUGGGGGGCGCCUUCCUGCAGUCGGGGCUGGUUUUCGGGGGGGCUGCGGGUGCUGGGGCUGUGCCUGGGGGAGAUGGGGGAAGUCCUUCAAGGGGGGGGCAGGGGCCGUCGCCUGGGUGGGCUCCACCGCCAUCGCCACGCUUCAACUGGGAGGACCCCUGGCCAGCACCUUGAGCACCCGCUUUGGCGCCCGCCCCGUGGUCAUGGUCGGGGGCUUCCUCACGGGCCUGGGGUUCCUCCUGGGGUCCUUCGCCACCCACCUGGCCCACCUCUACCUCAGCGUGGGGCUGCUGACAGGUACGGGGUUGGGCUGGGCGCUGGUCUUCACGCCGCUGGCCACCGUGGGCCACUACUUCCCGGCGCGGCGCGCGCUGGCCACGGGCUUGGCCAUGUCGGGGGCCAGCGUUUUGGGGCUGGUCCUGGCGGCUCUGGUCCCUCUUCUACUGGACGCCUACGGCUGGCGGGGGACCCUACUGGUGAUGGCCGCCAUCUCCUUCAACCUACUGGUGGCCGGCGCCUUGCUGCGGCCUCUCAAGACCCCCAAGGAGUCACGGGGCCGGCGCGGGGGCCGGUGGGGGUUGUGGCGGCUGCUGCGUCACGGCCCCUUCCUCCGCUACUCCUUGGCCUUCGUGCUGGUGGACGCCGGCUACUACGUGCCCCACGUCCACGGGCCGGCCCGCGCCCACGAGGUGGGGUGCGACGAGCACCAGGCCGGGCAAGCCAUGGCGGCCAUGGCGGUGGCCGAUGGGUGGCGGGUGUUGGCCGGCUGGUUGGGCCCCCGCCUGGCCGUCCCUUUGCUCCACCACCUCUUCGCUUGGGGGGCGCUGACGGGGCUGGCGCUGCUGCUGCUGCUUGGGACGUCCUUCGGGGGGCUCCUGGCCUUGGUUUUGGUCUACGGGUUCUGCGCCGGCGCCGUGGUGCCCCUGCAGUUCACCGGCGUGGCCGAGGUGAUGGGCGCCGGGCGGCUGCUCCACGCCAUCGGCCUCAUGCAGAUGUUGGAGAGCGUCGGGUCGCUGCUGGGGGCUCCCUUGGCCGGUAGGAAGGGGGCUCGGUGUGGGACUGGGGGGUGCUGGGAGGGGUGGGGGACCUAGAACCGGUCAUGGGGGGAAGCUGGGAGCGGUUUUUGGCUUGAUUUUCAUCAUUUUGGUCAGGAAAUGACGCCAGCGGCGUUGGGUGACCUAGAACCCAUCAUGGGGGGCAUCUGGAGUGUGUUU